This is a messenger RNA of Phialemonium atrogriseum, 1225 nucleotides long. Its product is annotated as RmlC-like cupin domain-containing protein. Gene Ontology annotation, molecular function: dioxygenase activity. The transcript has 3 exons. The record is from RefSeq and is a predicted model, not a curated record. Bases 194 to 1189 code for a protein of 331 amino acids. Lineage: Eukaryota; Fungi; Ascomycota; Sordariomycetes; Cephalothecales; Cephalothecaceae.
GUAAUGAUUUGUGGCGGGUGUGAGCCAUGAACACCCUGGAAGUCCAUCCCAGAGGGGUCAUAAAGGCCAACUGGUGGCAGAUCAAGUUGUCUUAGAAAUGGCAUACGGUCUGAGACGCUGCAUUCACAUCACAACAUCACAACAUCACAACAUCACGCCCAGCUGAUUUCCAACAGUAUAACCUAGUACAAAGAUGAGCAUCACAGUUACAGAAGCACCUGCCUCUACCCAGGAUGCCACCGCGAAGCUUCUUCAAGCCGCCGAGGAGCAGCACACCAAGCCUUUAUGGGCCCAAAUGACCCGGCUGAACCCUCCGCUGCCGAAUCCUCAGUGUGUCCCGCACGUUUGGGAGUUCGACAAGAUCCGCCCUGAACUACUCAAGGCAGGAGAACUUAUUACGGAGAAGCAGGCUGAGAGGAGGGUGCUCAUGCUGGUGAAUCCUGCGCGAGAUGCCCCUUACACCACCGACACCAUUUAUGGCGGUCUUCAGCUGGUAAUGCCCAACGAGACAGCACCCGCCCACAGACACACCGCCUUUGCCUGCCGGUUCAUCAUUGAGGGUACUGGUGGCUUCACGGCUGUUCACGGCCGCCGCGUACGCAUGCAGCGUGGCGAUGUCAUCCUAACACCCACUUGGAACUGGCAUGACCAUGGCAAAGACGGGUCAGGGCCCAUGAUAUGGCUCGACGGCCUGGAUCUCCCCAACUUCGUCCACUUCCCCGUUCACUUCGUCGAGCACUUUGCGCAGCCUCGUUACCCAGCCGAGGACGUCGACUCGAACAAUUCACCCAUCGUCUUCCCCUGGGCCAAGAUGAAGGCUGACCUGGAUGCCAAAGAGGGCGGUGUGGCUACCAUCCCCUACCUCAGGCCGAAUGGGGCUGAAAUCAGCUUGAUCCUUGGUGUCAGCGCCACCAGGAUUGCAGCCGGCUUUGCAUCUGAGCCGAUCCAGGAAACUGCGUCUUCCAUGUUUCACGUCAUUGAGGGAUCAGGAUAUUCCAUGAUUGGCGGCAAGAAGUUUGCCUGGAAGAAGGGCGACACUUUCUGUGUCCCUGCAUGGCACAAAUACUCUCACCACGCCGAUGGCACGGAGACGACCUAUCUAUAUCGCUGCCAUGACAUGCCAAUGCUCAAGUCAUUGGGCUUUUAUAGGGUCAAUGGUGUGGAUGUGGAGACUUUGGUGUCUGAGUAGACAGCACACGUGCUUGCACUUGCCAGUAAACUUGUC